UGGUUUGUUUAUAAAAUCUUUUCUUCACUUUUUCAUUAGAAAUGUAUUAUAACUUAUUGCAGUAUUAUUUUCACAGGUUUCAGCAGAGCAGAAACAUUCAAACAAUUUGCUGAUCAUUCGAACCAGGAAAUACAUUUUAAGAAUGAUUGACAGAUCUUCUUUCAUACCCCUUCCGGAAGUUUCAUCCGACACGUGUACUUGAUGAAGUGUAAUCAUCCUAUCAAUGUAUUAGAUACAGCUGAAUUAGAAAUAUUUUAAUUCUUGAAAAGAUAUUACGUUCUUGAAGCAUCCAUCCCGAGACAAAUUGCUUCAUAAAUCGAGCCCGUAACAGGAUCACACUCAAAACACUGUGACAAAAUCUUCUCAGAAGGAAGGAAAACUCUUGAAAAAUGCGUGCAAUGACGUAGAGGGUGUGAAAAGUUGGACUCCUGUUCAUCCUUUCAUGGUGCACGUGUUCGUUUGAUCUAAUUCUGAUGCGUUUCUAACAAUGGACGUAUAUUCCGCAACAGUGUCACGCCACUGACAGAAAUUACGCAAUUUCGUCACAGAGAUUUCCAGCUUUUUCAAUGGUUAACAGAAAAUGACAAUUAAAAGGAAGUUGCAAGUGUACCUGUUACAUUAUUUAUUUGAAUUAUACCGCGCUUCGUAUUGGGUAACGCGAUCUAUCCGUCGACCAAUCAGAAUAAUCGAUCUAUUCCCGCGGUCGAUCGCGUUCGAAACUUCCUCAGUAUCGUUUGCGCGUCGGUCGGGUUAACAUCGUUUUGACGGUAGUGAAAAUAAAUUCUUUUUUACUGUGCUCAUGGAGUUACAAAUGCAGUAAGUGCAGAAAAUAUCAAAGGAAAAGGUUGGGGAAAAGCAGAUCUACUUUCUGGAAUGUUUUCGACCAGGGUUCAUCAACCUCUUCAACGAAAAUUAUAUAGUGUAUAAAAGUACGUUUUAAUCGCAUUAAUAAAUGUUAUAUCUUGUUGCAUUGUAUAGUGAUUUAAAAAAGAGAAGUCACUAUUUGCAAAUAGUGCAUAACACGUUUAUACACGUUUCGUACUGCGCAAGAAGCGGGAGAGGUAGCAAAUCGGAUAGUUGCGUGCUGUUUUAUUCGGUGUUUGCUUCCUGUUUGUGAACUUCUUAAAAACUACUUACGUUUAUCUUACAUUUGACGAAGUCUUGUGUGCUUGUGCACCCGACAAAAAUUUUUUACUGUAUAAUGGGUUAAUAUUUUAGCUUUUACAUUGGAAUGUUAUAUGACAUCUUAUAAAACACAUGGCAGACCAGGAUAGUACAAAUUAUCAUGCACUUUGUGCAAAUGAUGAUGAUGAAAUUGAUGGUCUAAACAAGAGGUUGUUACAGUUGUUGUCUGCGACAAAGACUCCAUCAAAAACUGAUAUUAAAAGUAGCACAUCCGAACCAUUGUGUAGUUUUAAUAAUGAUAGUAAUAGCCUCAGAGAUGAAAAUAAAGCAUCUAUCAGUUCCCCGAUGCUUAGUCAUUAUAAAUAUGACUGUUCCUUUUCGCAUCAUGACAUGCCAGUUAAUUUGUCAACCAUGCCAAAUUAUCUCCCUCCUAUUGGAGUAUUCUGGGACAUAGAAAAUUGUCAUGUUCCAAAAGGAAGGUCUGCCAUAGCUGCAACGCAAGUAAUUAGGGAAAAAUUUUUUAGUGGUUAUAGGGAAGCAGAAUUUAUUGUGGUUUGUGAUGUUUGUAAAGAGAAUAGUCAGGUUGUAAAAGAAUUGAAUGAUGCUCAGGUCAAUCUAAUACAUGUUGCUAAAAGAUGCAAAAAUGCUGCUGAUGAGAAGCUUAAACAAUCUAUUAGGAGAUUUGCUGACAUUCAUGGAAGUCCAGCAGCUGUAAUUUUAAUAUCUGGCGAUAUUAAUUUUGCUGCUGAUCUUAGCGACUUGCGUUAUAGAAAGAAAAUUCAUGUGAUACUUUUACAUAUGAAGAACACGUCUGAAGCAUUAAUAGUAUGCGCUAAUGAGCAUUAUGACUUUUUAGAACUUAUGGAAUCACUGCCGUCCAGAACUGUAAAGGUUGCUGCACAUUAUGACCUUCUAGUUAGUAACCUUCCUGAAGAUCAAAAUGUUAUAUCAAUUAAACGUCGACUCAAACAAUUGUCCGAAAAUUGUGGCGGCCGAGUAAUAGAAAUUCAAUCAAAUACUGCAACUGUGCGCUUCACUUCAAAAAUCUUUGCAAUCAGGGCUCAGAAGCGUAUGGAUGGAGAAAUUGUCCUUGGUUCGAAAAUUUGUGUAAAAUUUCAAAAGGAGAAAAGAAGUAAUUUUCAUAAAAUUCAAGGAUAUUCUACAGGGAGAAACAGUACUGUAAGCGAUUCAGAAAUUGUUACUAGUUCUCCUAAACAAAUGUAUAGUGCAGGCACUUCGAUAACGGGCGGAAGGACCCUUCAUAUUCCACAUUAUCAGUCAUCAUCGCCGGUUAUUGGAACAUAUUCCGGAUGGAGUGCCCAUUGUGCUCCAGUUUCAGUGCCACCGGGAAUGCUCCAACCACCACCUGUCUAUGUUGGGAGACCAUAUUCGAAUAAUAGUAAUGUAAGUUUUAAUAGAAAUUAUAAUGAACUAUCAAGGGUCCAAUCUCCACUGCUUUGGCAAGUCUCUGGUUCUCAACAAUUUAGUCAUAUGUGGGAAGAGCAGUAUAAAGUGGAGAAAACGAAAGUACUUAGUAGAAGAAUUCAUAUCCCGCAGGUUCGGGAUAAUGGAGUAGCGAGUAAUACAUCUCGAACUCCAGAGAAUUUAAGACGUAUCAGAGGAACGCACACGUCCUUUGUUCAACCCUCUGAAUGGGUUGGAUCAAGACAACACCCUCCAUUAAAUACUUCAGUAAAUUUCAAUGGAACUGUUCAUUCUCAAUCAAAUUUUAAACGUCGCAGUCCAUCUCCAAUGUGUGAUAUACAACCACGAGAACGCCAACAGUGGAAUGGACAGAAUCAACACUCUGUAUCUAUGCGAAGUUCUAGAACGCCUUCACCUUAUGAAAAUACAGUACAAACAGGAAACCAGCAAAACAGUCAUACUUCACCUUACCAUCUAGGUGAUACAGAAAAUGAUGAAGUUGAGAAAUUUUUCAACCCGAUAAACAAUCAUAAUGGCUCUUCGAUGAGCAACGAAACGUGUACGCCUAUAGAAUUGCAAGUAACUAAUUUAGACCAAAGUAUUAAUCCAAAGAAAAUGAGACACAUGCUUGCCUCUAUUUUCUUGGAACACGUGAUGGUGUUAAAUGUUUCUAUGUUCACACAAUCGGAUGGUAACUUUGCAGCAAGCGUGAAAGUACCUUCAUUAUCAGACGCGCAGUAUGCAAUUUCUCAAUUACAUCGGCGUAAAGUAGGAUAUAAACGUAUUUUGAUAGCGUAUGCUCAUAGUGGCAGAGCAAGUCCUCAGGUUGUGCGAGCACAGAUCGUAAUGUUACUGCAAGAAGUACCCGGCCAUAAACUUCCUCUUUUCAAAUUCCGGGAAAUGUACGAGAGCCGUUUCAUGAUUUCCAUCAGCGUCUCCGAAUUGUAUAAGAUGAAAGAUGUUUGUAUCGUGACGGAAGAUCCUGGUGGUAGAAUGGUAUCCCUUAAUCCGGAUCACAGGAACACUCCAUCGCCAUGUUUCAAUACUACAACUCAGGAGGAGCAAGUAGAGCUCCCAUAUUGUACUAUUCAUACGUUAAAACCGUGGUCGGAUAAAGGAUGGGCUGAGCAGAAAGUAGCGUCACUUCCGAAUGUAAAAAUUUCAUUAAAACUUCUUGAUCCACGUAUACAUCAGUUACUUAUCACGCACAAUGGAAGUUUACCAUUACCUAGUUUGCCAAAUUGUUACGAGGCCGAAUUUAAAGAGAAAUUAGAAGUCUGUGAAAAUGGAGUACCUUUAGAACACUUAGUAUCUUGUUUAUCGUGCGUUGAAUUGAAACAAGGUAUUGGUAGUGUAAAAUAUCUUAUUUGGACGGGAAAUAAAAGUCACGAUAACAACCACGAAGAAACAAAAUGCGUGAGUCCUCCGCUUGCAAAUCAAUUAUCACUUUUUAGCCGUGAAUUAGUCGAUCUUUUAAAAACUGCUCCACAUUGCCAAUUGCCAUUUAAUCGAUUUAUACCUGCGUACCAUCAUCAUUUUGGAAGACAAUGUAGAGUGGCUGAUUAUGGAUUCACUAAACUUAUCGAUUUAUUAGAAGCUCUUACUCAUACAGUACAAGUAAUGGGCGAAGGAAACAAUCGCGUGGUAACAUUAUCUCAUCGUGCACAAGUACGUCGUUUUACGUCUGAUCUGCUAAGAGUUUUAAAGUCUAAAGCCAGUAAACAAGUAGUGCUUUCAGAAUUUCCAAGUGUUUAUUCCAGAGUAAUAGCUAAACCAUGGGAUAUCGUGGAUUAUGGUGUAUGCGAGAUGGAAGAUAUUCUUAGCGAGGUAUCAGAAAAUACUGUUGUGGUUACUACGGUCAACGGUGGAGAUAAAAUGAUAGCAAUUCCUAAACGGGAACAAACUGCGGAAGAAAUUGAGCGAACGAAACAAUUUGCUGUAGAGGUUGUAGAAUUAUUGCGACACGCGCCUCAGUGUAGGAUGCAGUUCAAUAAAUUUGUGCCAUCAUAUCAUCAUCAUUUUGGUCAUCAGUGUCGUGUAUCAGAUUAUGGUUUCACUAAAUUAAUCGAACUAUUUGAAGCUAUACCAGAUGUGGUGAAAAUAGAAGACGAUAAUUCUGGUGAAAGACAAAUUUCUUUAACAGAGAAAGAAGGUCUUCGUGUGCUUUCUGAACAGAUAUCAAAGUUAGUUACGCGAUCAAAAGGUUGCCUUAGCAUUUCAAACAUCGCGCAACAUUUCCUAAGACAAUUUGGUUAUGCAUUGAAACCAGAAUCGUUCGGAUGUUCCUCUGUAAUGCAACUAAUGCCAAAACUUGGAAGUACCGUAAAGAUUAUGUAUUUGACGACCGGACCGGCAAUUGUAAUGGUAGAUAAAUCUCAUCUGCAACAAUUGACUCUACAGUGUCGUCGGAUGUUGAUGGAUAAACCCCAAUAUAAGAUGUCAGUCAAGGAGUUUCAGCAAUUAUAUAUUCAGCAUUACUUAAAAUCGUGCAACAUAGAGGAACUGCAACAAAACUUGUCUGAUGUAGUUCAAUUUACAACGAUGAAUGACGAAGAAUUUAUCCAACUUACUCCAUUACAUUCAUUCGCUUGUAAUUUAUAUCGUGUAAUGAUGAAUUAUGGUGGAACAUUGAAAUUUUCACAGUUUGAAACUGCGUAUUUAUCUACUGUUGGUUGUGUCUGUAAACCAGCAGACUACGGUUUUCCAACAAUUUUCUCACUUCUGCAAGCUCUACCUUGUACAGUAACGAUAAAACUGUCACGGCGAAAGAAAAGUAUCAUAUAUCUGAACAAAAAAAUAGCCGCUGCUGGUAUAUCAUUACCACCAACCUAUACAUCAGCAUCGUCGUAUCGUGAUACGGAUUCUAGUAACGAAUCAUUUGAAAGCGAUUCGUCUUCUCGUGUCAACACUUUAAAUAAUUCGGUUGCAACAGAAAAGCGUGCAAAGUGGACAGGACAAACAGGCGAAAAUCAGAAUUCUUGGAAAGAGACAGAUGAGAAUAAUUUGUGGGUGAAGGAAUCGGAGAGAUCAUGGAAAUCGUCAGCUUCAGAGAAUCAGUUAGUCAGUUGGUCAUUACAGGAAAAUGGAAGCGAAAGUUUUCUUAAAAACUUGAUGCAGACAUCAAUUACAUCGCGUGGUUUUCCACCUCCACCUCCUAAACCAGAUUCUCCACCUGAGGGAAACUUGAACAAAAAUCAAUGGGAUUCAUCUGUUUGGAUGACUCCAACAAAGUUUACAUAUUCACAGGAUGAACAUACUACCAAUGUGCAGGUUCCUCCUAUUACAUUACCUCCUUCCUGGAAUCAACUCGUGUCUAGUGAUAGCGCAUCUAAUUUAUUAUCACCAACAAGGAACUUAUUACCUGCUGCAGCAAAUCCUUUAAACCCACGUACUUCACCCUACUAUUCGUCCAAAUUUAAUUUAGUCGUUGCUCCUCAUCCUUCUGAGUUGCCACUUCCUUCGUUAUCCUUAACUCCUAAAAAAGGUGUAUCAUCGGGAAACGUUACAACCGAUGAAACUUCGAUGAAUAAGUUAGAAAAUACUGUCAAUAAUUCAACGGAAGAAGCGAGUGUCAAAAGUAAUGGAAACGAUAGCAGUAACGUGGAAGAUGAUAACGAUAAGGAAAAAUACAGUACUUCUAUAAAGCAGUUAUUUACGAGUAAACGUCGUUUAGCUGCUCAGUUUAAUCGACCUAUCGAGUCGUGA
Molecule: messenger RNA, 6255 nt
Organism: Osmia lignaria (orchard mason bee)
Lineage: Eukaryota; Metazoa; Arthropoda; Insecta; Hymenoptera; Megachilidae
Gene: Marf1
Product: meiosis regulator and mRNA stability factor 1-like protein
Biological process (GO): regulation of gene expression
Cellular component (GO): cytoplasm; peroxisome
Molecular function (GO): nucleic acid binding; CCR4-NOT complex binding; RNA nuclease activity
Source: RefSeq, a predicted model, not a curated record